AUGAACAAGGUGGGCGUUUACAUGGGGAAGCGGGAUUUCGUGGAUCACUGCGAGUUUGUUGAUCCUGUCGAUGGUGUUGUGCUGAUCGACCCCGAGCAGGUGAAAGGAAAGAAAGUCUAUGUCAUGCUGUCCUGUAUGUUCCGGUACGGUCGGGAUGAUAUGGACGUGUUGGGGAUGGCGUUUCGCAGGGAUAUCUUCCUGUGCUCUCGACAGGUCUAUCCUCCUCUGCAGGACAAGGAACGCAGCAUUCACACAAAAGUACAGGACAAGAUCCUGCGCAAACUCGGAGACAACGCAUACCCCUUCUUCUUUGAGGGUUCAUUUGAUUUGUCGCAAUGCAUUCUGGGAUUUGAAGAUUACGCACUACUUAAGAUUCUGGUUGAAAUGAGGGACACUGUGCCGUCUGGUACGAGUCUGAAGAAGGUUUACACCCUCUGUCCUCUACUGGACAAUAACCGUGAGAGACUGGGACUCGCUCUGGAUGGAAAACUAAAGCAUGAGGACACUAACCUGGCCUCCUCCAGCAUUGUAAAGGAUGAAGUUCUGAAGGAGAUUCUGGGCAUGUUGGUGGCCUAUAGGGUGGUGGUGAAAAGUAAUGCAGCCGGCAUCGUUGGAUCCAGUGAAGUUGCCGUGGAGGUUCCCUUCAAACUCAUGCAUCCCAAACCUUAUCCUGAGAGUGAAGACACAACUGACCUGGUGUUCGAGGAGUUUAAACGCUCCUAUCUGAAAGGAGUCAUCGGCGACGAUGACGAAUCUCCGGCUGAGCCUUGAGAGCCUUCUCCAUGGAAAGUGCUCACAGAUGACACGUAUAAGUGUUUUGUGUAGGCAGACUUGUGCGUUUAAAGAUUCAUAAGCAUUUAUGGAUGCAUCUUAAAGGGUUAGUUCACCCA
This is a messenger RNA of Sinocyclocheilus rhinocerous, 890 nucleotides long. Its product is annotated as arrestin red cell-like. Bases 1 to 771 code for a protein of 256 amino acids. The transcript has 11 exons. Gene Ontology annotation, molecular function: G protein-coupled receptor binding. Gene Ontology annotation, biological process: G protein-coupled receptor internalization; signal transduction. The record is from RefSeq and is a predicted model, not a curated record. Gene Ontology annotation, cellular component: photoreceptor inner segment; photoreceptor outer segment. NCBI's taxonomy places the organism in Eukaryota, Metazoa, Chordata, Actinopteri, Cypriniformes, Cyprinidae.